AUCAGCUGAUUUAGUAGCUUCUUCCAUCCCUGGUUUUGAUUGCUUCAGGACAAGCAGAGGACUAGAAGAGAGAGUGAUAGUUCGUGAGAGAGUUCGAGAAAAAAAGACAGUACAUUUCCUUGAAGAGAGCGGAAGGAGAUCAUCGAUCAAUAACUCACGAUGUGCAUGGACAAAUCGGCCGUGCCGGCGAAGAAGAUCUGGCUCGCCAUCGCCGCACGUCUCGGCCUCCGCCCAACAGCCGGACUGGGGAACCUGAGGAAGGAGGUGAGGACGUGCGAGUACCGCGACGUGCACGUCAUGUGGGAGAUGCUCAGGGAGAUGGGCUCCCCGGCGGCGCCCCUGGAGGAGAAGGAGGCCGCCGCCGCCGCGGCCGUCGCGGCUGCCGCUGGCGCCAGGAAGAAGAAGGCGGCGUGGAGGCGGUUCGUCUACUACUGCUGCGCGUUCUGAUUUCCAGGAACUGACGAACGCAGAAUCUGGACAGCUGGGACGGCGUCGUCGGCUGAGUUGCAGCAGAGAGGCCAUUUGUAGAUAGAAACAGCAUUGGCCCUCUCACAGGUUGUGGAAAACUGGAAAUAGGCAGACACGAAAAUAAGUGCAUAGGUGGAUCGUCGACAUGUGCAAACAUAGGAUGCAGAUGAUGAGGAUGUGAAUUCAGAGCGCGGUGACCUUGGUCCGGCGGCGUCCAUGCUAGCCUAUGUUGGCGCGGCGACGCUUCCACCGUAUUCAACUUCCUCGUCAAUGUGGUGGAAAUCCUAGGACUAGCUCGCUUUUCUAGGUAGCCGCAGCAGCGCCAUGAUGGCGCACUCCUUGUAGAUGUUGCCAUGGUGUUUAGUGUUGUGUGGUUCAUGAGAUGAGCUGGUGGGGUGAUGUCGGACUCCUAGGGCAUCAGUUUCUUCAGAGGGCGCAAUGUACCACAUGUGGUACCACGGAGGUCAACCCUUCACUAAGGUCCGGUCCAUCCUAGUGUCUCCCACUUGUCGGGAAUGGGUCCUCUCUUUGCCCUAUAUUUGUUGGAGGCGCGAGAUCGUCAAAGCGGUCAUGUGGUAGUGGUGGGUCUUAGAUGCUAUGUCGUUGGUGGCCGGCCAUUGAAGCUAGGUGCUCCAUAUCCUUGCAGUAUGGCUGGAUGUUGGUAUGAAGGGGCUUGUGCAGGGUUGGUUGUGUUGUGCUGCGCUUUCA
This is a messenger RNA of Lolium rigidum, 1176 nucleotides long. RefSeq lists its product as uncharacterized. Lineage: Eukaryota; Viridiplantae; Streptophyta; Magnoliopsida; Poales; Poaceae. The coding region runs from base 160 to 447 and encodes 95 amino acids. The record is from RefSeq and is a predicted model, not a curated record. The transcript is spliced from 2 exons.